UCUGGGUUUUGCAGCUUGUAUACAAACUAGUUGCAAGAAACGCAAAAGGAACGUAGUUGUAGCUCGUGGGCACCAGCGAUGGUCAGGUAGCAAUAUUACCUCUACUUGACAUAUCAGGCUAGAAAUUCUUUUUGAAAAUUUUACCGUAGUUCCCGUGUAAAAUGAUUUUACGAAACAAGUUCGUCGUUAGGUCGGUCACCUCGCCUAGGUCAGUCUAGAAAAAGUAACGACUGCAACAAACAACUCCGCGCAGUCGUGAAGCAGCACGUCGUCCACCCAAACAUCAUGCACCAGCGACGUCCAAAAUCCAGCGGUCAGGCGGCCGCGCCCGCGGUUUCCACCACGGUGGCGCUUGCGGGAAACAAGCCCGCAGUUCCCAUCUUCACCUACGAUCAGCUAACGCACUUGAGCCAGAACGGGCUCCUCUCCAAAAUCCGCCUUCUCGAAGACUUCUCGGGGCUGAAGGCACAACCGAAAUCACGUAAGAAAGAAGAUUUUUGAUUUAUUAUUAUCCGUUUUUCAAUCAAGUUCCGACCUUACCUGACACGGAGAGUCGUCUUCUUGCAGCUGCGAUUUGGAUUAGCACUAGGUUGUGCCUGCUGCAUCAUGAUCGCGUGCAAUGAAACUUCAAAGUACGUACUGUGAGGUUCUUUGUCGUUAUUUGCUUGCUGUGAAAAGAAAUUUUCAUGAUAAAUGGAAUAUUAAAUGUCCUCUAGGUCAGCAAGUGAGUCUGAUCAAUGAGAUCAUGCGGCUGCAGACCGAGCUUGUCGGCCAACAGCAUGUGGCGAGCCAGACGCGGCUAUGAGAGUCGUGCACCGCUUUUCCUCCCCCUCAUGUGUAUGGCAUGAACCGCCAUGCGAAUUUAUAAUAACCCCAGCAUACCAUCACCACCAUGUAGAGCCUGUGCAUCAUGAUAAGUUCAGAUGUCGAAUGUAGUACGCUUCCAGAUGCGAACACUGCUGAAAGAGAAAGACUAAGACAGCAACUGGAUUUGUGAUUUUGCACAGCUACGACUAAUCGGGAGGAAGAGUUGUGCGCUCUCAUAGCCGCCGUUCGGGACGAGCCGAAAUUUGGACCUGCCAUCGGACAACGACGCCACCCUGGAUUCCCUGCACCACGCGCACAAAAAAGCCGACUUACACGAGGAGCGGGAAAUCAAGGCGCGCUGGAGUCGCGGGGAGCAGCAGCUCUUGCAGCACGUUCCGGCGGCGCAGGUCGACCAUUUCGCCCUGGGGAUGGCAGUGGUGGAAGAACCAGAGGAAGCAGGGCUGCCCUCGUCGCCACGCUCGUCCUACGCCGUGGGGGCGCACGGAAAAAAACACGUCCACGGCCGGCCGGACCACUUUGCUACCGGUAUAGUUGUAAGUACACUUCUUUGUCGUCGAGUGUGUGCUUGCACGUUGCACCAUCAGACAAAUUUGUUUCGCAUCGCGCAGGCACAAGCAUAUGAAGAACGCGAGUUGAUGUGAAGAACAACUCACGGUGAAGGUAGAAGACGUCGAAUUCUUCAUUUUCUCUGCACCACCAACCCAGGUUCCUCCUCCCCGGAUCUGUCUCGCGGGGACGAUCACUUCUACGAGCGCAAGGAGCUGAAGCACUACGACCACCAAGGUGCCCAUCCGAGUUCUGCCUCAAACAUGGGCAGCACAAACAUGCGCGCGGUACAACUAGCGAACCCCGCACAGCAGGCUGCUGCGCCGGAACGCAUCGACGGGCGGAGGCACGUCGCUAACCCCAAGCCCGACCACUUUUCCACCGGCAACGGUGUGGGCGUGCCGCGGGCGAGUGCCACCCCGGAUUUCCUGUGGGGCGCGGAGGCCCGGUCCGGUCUGCAGUUCGCUGUGGAUCCAAAGAUAACCAGUGCAGAAAAGGGUCGUUGUACUUGAAUGAAUUCUGCAAUUUUGCAUGGGGCAGAUCAACAUCUGGUCUCUAUAGUUGAUUGCACAUCAUGACUCCUUCCUGCGCAAGUUUGUAAAAAUCGCGAUUUACUUACUCGUACGACAGACUAGAAGUUUUUGAUUGCAUACCAAGGCGGGCGGAGCAACCUGGGAAGCGACAUGAUGAACGUAGAUGAGCGGGAAGCCUGCUACCGUACUAGAGUUUACUAUACUACAAGUACAACUACAAAUUGAAAUCUGCGUGUGCAUGAUAGGUUUCUCUGUGAGGCCCGUUUCGCAUGACAAACACUGUGCUCGUCUUUAAAAUUGCGAUCUCUACUUCACAGCUUACCGUCGCCGCGUGGAGGACAUCGAUGUUCCGGUAGCAUAUCCUGUGUGAAAUAAACCAUCGUCCCCACACGAGCCAAUAGGAGCGAAGCCAAUGCGAGCUCUGCGUAGUUCGCAAGCCAGGAAGGCCUACUAGGAAUCACGCAUGACAUCAUCUUUGUUUCGUGUGGUCUGGGUUAAUAGAAGUCCUGGUAUCUGCAUGUUGCUCAAGACUUCUGCUACAAUGAAUGUUUCCAGUUUUGCUGUAUCGCGACUAAAACAUGAGACACAGCGCUACUGCGAAAAAUCAACGGCCUUUCGUUGGUUUGUGCACGUCACACUUGUCUUCAGGCCUACAAAUUUCCUGGACAGAAACUUUGUGGUGGGGGGGAGGUGGUUUCUUUUUGCAUUGCAUAUUGCAAAGGACAACAUUACCACGCGUUUUGAGCUGCCGGACGAUGAACCCGCGAUGAUGCGGCAGCACAAGCAGCACCCGCAGCAGCUGUUCGCGACUGAAUCCGGCUAUGCGGGCAUCAAUGCCAAAGACAUCACCCAGAAGAACGGGCAACUGGAGAAAGAGUCCCGCGUGCCCGCCUGUGCGUACGACCACAUCGGGGUAUGACAGUGCACAACUCCCCCUUCCCCUCAUUUGUCAUGCAAAAUACCCAAUUUACGUUUAGGCUUACCCUUUGCCUCUUGGCACUGUUUGCAUGACAAGUUUUGGUAGCGAGGUUUAGACAACAAAGGUUUAGAGAACGACAGGGACGCCCAGCCCUUAGCUUCCCAACAUGACAAGUUUUGGUAGCCCAAAUAGCUGAAUAAUCCAGUGCAAAUUUGUCAUGCAAAACCAGCAUUCUUGCACGUGCUUGUAUUGCCGUUCACGCUAUACAAAUGAGGGGGAGGGAGAGUUGUGCACUGUUAGACGGGGACCUGUGGAGCCAGAAACCCGAGGAUCUGCAGGGCGGUAACAUCAAGAAGACCGGGCGCCGCCAGAUGAUUCUGCAGGGCGUGAAAGAAAUUCCCGUGCAGCUAGCCGCGACGGGGGAGCGAAAAGAGGUGCUCGGAUUGCUGUCCAGCCCGCGCGAGGGGCGACGAAAGCCGACGGGCAGGAAACACUUUCACAUCGACGACCGAAUGUUCAAUUAGGACACGAGAUACGCGGUGAUACGUAUUUAAUCGACAAUUAAAAAAAGACGCGAUGCUGAAAAAAGGCUUUUAUGACGGGAAGGUCGCACCUCCUUCCCAACAAGAAUACUUACCAUCAGAUCAAAGACUGACACCGAAUUUUACGUGGCUAUUUUUGUAGAUACUUCUAUCCUGACACUAGAAUUUACUAGAUUCAUACCGCACUACAGAGAAACGAAACGGUGAUAGUGAGGUGGCACUGUCAAUGUCUCGCGGUGUUGAUGACACUACCAAGUAAGUAAAGUAAAAGUUGCGGUUUUCCCAUUGUACGAAAGUGAAUAUGCCCCCAGGACCAAAACCAAAAGAGCAAACAAAAGAAACAACUUGUACGAUAUGCACCUGCUUGAAUAGAAACUGUAGCCACGAUAUCACGCAUUGGCUCAGGGAGGUCCAACACGCUUGUACAGAAAGUCGCAGUAAUAGAUUGUACUUAUUUGUGUGAAAUCAUUCUCAGAAACCAAAACGUAAAGAAAAU
Amoebophrya sp. A120 is the source of this 3864-nucleotide messenger RNA. The record is from the annotation of a GenBank genome assembly. Lineage: Eukaryota; Dinophyceae; Syndiniales; Amoebophryaceae.